Eruca vesicaria subsp. sativa (arugula) is the source of this 1863-nucleotide messenger RNA. Lineage: Eukaryota; Viridiplantae; Streptophyta; Magnoliopsida; Brassicales; Brassicaceae. The record is from the annotation of a GenBank genome assembly.
AUGGCUCGCCGUAGUAGAAUAAGGUCAAGAAUCAAGAAAAGCCAUUUCUACACUUUCAAAUGCCUCAGACCCAAAACUCUCGACGACCAAGGGCCCCAUUUCAUCAACGGACCAGGCUACACACGCAUCGUCCACUGCAACCAGCCACAUCUCCACCUCGCCACCAAGCUCCUUAGAUACCGCUCCAACUACGUAUCCACCACUCGUUACAACAUGCUCACUUUCCUCCCCAAGUGCCUCUACGAGCAAUUCCACCGCGUCGCCAACUUCUACUUCCUCGUCGCCGCCAUCCUCUCCGUCUUCCCUCUCUCCCCUUUCAACAAAUGGAGCAUGAUCGCUCCUCUUGUCUUCGUUGUUGGGCUUAGUAUGGGUAAAGAGGCCCUGGAGGAUUGGAGACGGUUUAUGCAGGACGUUGGGGUGAACUCUAGGAAAGCUAGUGUUCAUAAAGGGAGUGGUGAGUUUGGUCGUAGGACUUGGAAGAAGAUACGUGUUGGGGAUGUGGUCAGAGUUGACAAGGAUGAGUUUUUCCCUGCUGAUUUGUUCCUUCUCUCGUCUAGCUACGAGGAUGGGAUUUGUUAUGUUGAGACUAUGAAUUUAGAUGGGGAGACUAAUUUGAAAGUUAAGAGAUGUCUGGAUGUUACUUUGGGUUUGGAGAGGGAUGAGUCUUUUCAGAGUUUCUCUGGAACGAUAAAAUGUGAAGAUCCAAAUCCGAACUUGUAUACUUUUGUUGGUAAUCUUGAGUGUGAUGGACAGGUUUAUCCACUUGAUCCUAACCAGAUUCUUUUGAGAGAUUCUAAGCUGAGGAACACGAGUUAUAUCUAUGGGGUUGUUGUCUUUACGGGUCAUGACACAAAGGUUAUGCAGAACUCGACAAAGUCUCCUUCAAAGAGAAGCAGCAUUGAGAAGACAAUGGACUAUAUUAUAUACACUCUAUUUGGUCUUCUUUUGUUUGUCUCCUUCAUCAGCUCUCUUGGGUUUGCUGUGAUGACGAAACUUGUAAUGGCGGAUUGGUGGUACUUGCGACCAGACAAGCCUGAGAGCUUAACAAACCCCACGAAUCCUUUGUACGCUUGGGUUGUUCAUUUGAUCACUGCUCUCUUGCUUUAUGGCUACUUGAUUCCAAUCUCACUCUAUGUUUCCAUCGAGUUAGUGAAAGUCUUGCAAGCGACUUUUAUUAAUCACGACUUGCAGAUGUAUGAUAGUGAGAGCGGGACUCCAGCUGAAGCGCGCACGUCGAAUUUAAACGAAGAGCUUGGACAAGUUGAUACCAUCCUUUCUGAUAAAACAGGAACUUUGACAUGUAACCAAAUGGACUUUCUUAAAUGCUCAAUAGCGGGUACUUCUUAUGGCGUCCGUGCCAGUGAAGUUGAACUAGCUGCUGCAAAGCAAAUGGCUAUGGAUCUGGAGGAGCAAGGUGAUGACAUUACAAACCUUCCGGUGAGUAAAGGCAGGACACAACGCUACACGAAACUUGCUAGCAAGACGUCAUCGGAUUUUGAAUUGGAGACUGUAAUCACUGCUAGUGACGAGAUGGAUCAUAAGAAGACCACUGGUAUCAAGGGGUUUAGUUUUGAGGAUAAGCGCUUAAUGGAUGACAACUGGGUAAAUGAGCCUAAUUCAAAUGAUGUUUUGAUGUUUUUCCGUAUAUUAGCGGUUUGUCAUACUGCUAUUCCUGAGGUGGAUGAAGAUACUGGAAAGUGUACCUAUGAAGCUGAGUCUCCUGAUGAAGUUGCUUUCCUGGUUGCUUCUAGGGAGUUUGGUUUUGAGUUCACUAAGAGAACUCAGUCAAGUGUGUUUAUAGCUGAACGGUUCUCACCUUCAGGACAACCAGUUGAUAGGUUGGAACCUAACUUAAUCAACUGA